AUGCGAGGCCUGACCAUUGCCGACGAGGCUGGCAAAAUCGACGUGCGCAAUGACCUUCCAAUGCCAAAGCCGGGACCUGGUCAGUUGCGAGUUGCAAUCGAGUACGCUGCGCAGAAUCCGCCAGAUGCGUACGCUCUUAUACCCGAGCAGUCCAAAGAUUACCGCAGCAGAGAUCAUGUCCUCGGCAGCGACUUUGCAGGAACAAUCGUGGAGAGCAACGCGAGCGCUGCAAUCGGAUCGAGAGUGUGCGGCUGGGUGCCGGGAGAUACGACGACUACAGGCACAUUCGCAGAGUACACGGUCUGCGAUGCUGCAUUGAGCGUCAAACCGCCAGACCACUUGCCGCUGGACCAGCUCGCGGCAUUUUCAUUUUCCUUUUUUACGGCUCUGCACGCACUGGGAAGCCAAGCAGGGCUUCAGCUCGACCUCGAACCUCUUGGUCAGGACAAUACUCGUGCGGAACAGUCACCCAUCCUGGUGUGGGGCGCGGGAACUGCGUGCGGACAGUACGCCAUCCAGAUCCUUCGCGUGGCAGGCUACCAGAGCAUCGCUGUUGCGGGCAGCAAGUCGCUCGACGCUCUGCAACGUCUGGGCGCGACGUACGCGUUUGGCAGAGAGGAUGAAGCUUCGACUGUGCAACAGAUACGCGCGCAGUGGCCACACCUUGAAAGAGCAUUGGAUUGCCACGCUUCGCCAGAGACGGUGGACGCGUGCUUGCGCUGCUUUGCAACCGAUCAAGAGGCAGGGCGGCGGCGGCGGCAAGUACACAAGUUGCUCCCGAGCCUGCCGUCUGGGCAUGGAAGCGGCAAUGUGCGACAGACUUUUGCGCUGAUUCACGCCCUGCUGGGAAGACCGGUUCCGCUGCUAGCCAUGCUGGGUGAGGAGUACCCGAGUGCAGACGUCUUUGCCAGCGAUCGUCGCUUGGCAGAACGAUGGGCUUCGUACGACCAAGGCCAUCUGCAUCGGCUGCUCUCGAGCGGCAAGAUCAGCGUCUUGCCAGCCAAGACGUGGCCGUUGGAUGACAAGACGGGGCAGCAGGGCUUGGCGGGGGCGAAAGAAGCGCUGCUGAGCAUGUACGCUGGUCACACGCCCAGCGGUAAAGUCGUGCAUCGACUUGGUGAUGCCUAG
Messenger RNA from Ceraceosorus bombacis, 1128 nucleotides. The record is from the annotation of a GenBank genome assembly. NCBI's taxonomy places the organism in Eukaryota, Fungi, Basidiomycota, Exobasidiomycetes, Ceraceosorales, Ceraceosoraceae.